GAAGUGUGUGUGUCAUCGAUACGCUUGGCGGAGGACGAACGGCAGGAGUCAACGAUCGAAGGAACCAGAACGUUCGAGUGCAGCGAAAGAGCGGAAGCGGACGAGAGAAAGACGGAGAGAGAUAGAAAAACAGACUUACAUUUCAACCACUUGGAAUACUAGGGAUAAAUUUCAAAAGUAAUCGAAUUCGACCAGAUACGGCAGUACGAUGCAGAGCAACGGUUCGGAAAAUGCAGGAUCUGAGAAUGGAGUCGACAAAUCGGGAUGGACGGUUGGAUUAAUUAACGGGAAGUUUAAGUACCUAACUGCGGAGACAUUUGGUUUUAAAAUCAACGCUAAUGGAUCGAGCUUGAAAAAGAAGCAACUGUGGACUCUGGAAGGCAGCGAGCAUCAGGUUUUCCUUCGCUCGCAUUUGGAUCGAUACUUAGCGGUCGAUCAGUUUGGUAAUGUGACGUGCGAGAGCGAGGACUCGUCGGAUCCGGGAUGCGGUUUUCAGAUACAACUUUCUUCUGAUGGCAGUGGACGAUGGGCUCUGAAAAACAUCCAGAGAGGCUACUUCUUAGGUUCGAGUCAAGAUGAAUUAAAGUGUACCGCUAAGGCCCCAGGCGAGACAGAAUACUGGCUCGUGCACCUCGCUGCUAGACCGCAGGUGAAUCUUCGAUCAGCCGGAAGAAAACGUUUCGCACACUUGAGCGCCACCCAGGAUGAGAUCCAUGUGGACGCACCAGUACCCUGGGGUGAAGACACUCUGUUUACUUUGGAAUUUCGUCCGACGACGGGUGACAAUGACAGUCACGGGAAUCAUUCCAAAUCCGAGGGCGGUCAUUACGCGCUACACACUUGCAACAACAAAUAUCUCGCGCGUGAUGGCAAACUUCUAGACACUUGCACGCGAGACUGCCUGUACGCCGCUGAAUUCCACGCUGGCCUUCUCGCUCUUCGGGAUGUACACGGCGCUUACUUGGCACCGAUCGGAAGUAAGGCUGUUCUGAAAUCGAGAUCGACGACUGUCACGCGUGAUGAACUCUUCUCAUUGGAGGAAUCUCUACCGCAAGCAUCUUUCGUCGCAGCGUUGAAUCAACGAUAUGUUUCCGUGAAGCAAGGUGUCGAUGUAACGGCUAACCAGGACGAGAUCUCAGGUCACGAGACAUUCCAAUUGGAGUUUGAUCGGGUGACAAAACGGUGGUACGUGCGAACGAUGCAAGACCGUUACUGGAGUCUGGAGGCUGGUGGCGGCAUACAAGCGUCAGAUCACAAGCGUUCGUCGAACGCACUCUUCGACUUGAUCUGGCAAUCGGACGAUGGCACAGUCGCAUUACGCGCCAACAACGGCAAGUUCCUGGCCACGAAGCGUUCUGGCCAUCUUUACGCGAACGCCGAAUUAUUGAACGGCAACGAUUCCGAUGCCGCCAAGUAUUAUUUCUAUCUGAUGAAUCGGCCCGUGUUGGUGUUGCGGUGCGAACAAGGCUUCGUCGGACCUAAGAGCGCGGUUAGUUCCAAGCUUGAGUGCAACAAGGCCGUCUACGAGACGAUACGCGUCGAACGGUGCGAGCGUGGCGUAGUUAGAUUCAAAGGUAGAAGGAGUUAAAAGGAGGUGAUAAUAAGGAACGGAAACUGGAGAGAGGAGAGACAGAAGGUAGAAGAGGAGGCAGAGGAUGACGGUAGGAGCCAGAAGAAUUGGAGUUCGGGAGAGGACAGUCAGGAAUGAGAGGGGAGCAGAGAGGAAUUAACUGGGAAGCGGCAGUGAGGGCGUUUGGAGGAGGAAGCGGAAGGGGAUGGGGGAAAUGGAGGAGAGGGAAAAAGAGGAGGAUAAGGAAGGGGGAGAGGGAAAAAAAGGUGCAGAAGGGCCGUAGAGGGGAGGAGGGAUAUAAGUCUGUAAGGCUGCACAAUGGCCAGGUCGGUAGGAAGGGAUUAGAUAUGUAAUGUAUUUAAAUGAGAUAAUGAUAGGGAAGAAGUUAGUGGACAGGUGGACUUCCGCUUCGUUUACAAUUGUGAUUGUCUUGUUAUUGUAUAUUUCGUUUCCUGUAUUGUAUUGUAUAUUAUAUAUUUUAUAUAUUUUAUAUUAUUAUAUACGGUUGAUAUGUAGAGGAGUAUGAAUAUAAGGAUAAGAAGUGUAAAGGGUUUGGUGAACCCUUUAAAACACCCUGGUAACCCCGAAAGGGAAACCAGAAUAAACUUCUAUUCUAUAUAUA
Monomorium pharaonis (pharaoh ant) is the source of this 2192-nucleotide messenger RNA. It is a transcript of the gene singed, whose product is annotated as protein singed. The record is from RefSeq and is a predicted model, not a curated record. Lineage: Eukaryota; Metazoa; Arthropoda; Insecta; Hymenoptera; Formicidae. Bases 209 to 1588 code for a protein of 459 amino acids. The transcript has 8 exons. Gene Ontology annotation, cellular component: cytoplasm; actin cytoskeleton. Gene Ontology annotation, molecular function: protein-macromolecule adaptor activity; actin filament binding. Gene Ontology annotation, biological process: cell migration; establishment or maintenance of cell polarity; actin filament bundle assembly.